CCUUGCCGCUGUUUUGCAAUCGAGGAGAGGAGCGGGGUGGGUUCGGCCGUACCAUUAAGCGAUUGGGCUUGGGGGUGAAGGAGUUAUAGGGGCGUUGGGCGUCGUAGGGACACCAGGCUCCAAGGACGGGAAAAUGGCGGCGCUCGGGCCGCCGGCGCGCACCCUGCGAGGUCUUCUACGGGAGUUGCGCUACAUGAACGCAGGCACCGGCCGACCCUAUCGCGACACCGCAGCUUAUCGGUACCUCGUGCAGGCUUUCCGAGCACAUCGGGUCACCAGUGAGAAGCUGUGCAGAGCCCAACAUGAGCUCCAUUUCCAAGCUGCCACCUAUCUCUGCCUCCUUCGUAGCGUCCGUGAACAUGUGGCCCUUCAUCAGGAAUUUCAUGGCAGGGGUGAGCGCUCAGUGGAGGAGGCAGCUGGCUUGGUGGGUCUCAAGUUGCCCCAUCAGCCCGGAGGGAAGGGCUGGGAGCCAUGAAAAUGGAGAGAUUCCUUGGAUGCUGCCUUCAUACAAGAAUGUAAUUAUUUAUAUCGAUAUGUAUUUAUCAUUAAAUUUUGUUUAAAGUUUAGGGUUUUUCUCUGUAA
This is a messenger RNA of Eptesicus fuscus (big brown bat), 582 nucleotides long. It is a transcript of the gene FMC1, whose product is annotated as formation of mitochondrial complex V assembly factor 1 homolog. Gene Ontology annotation, cellular component: mitochondrion. Lineage: Eukaryota; Metazoa; Chordata; Mammalia; Chiroptera; Vespertilionidae. The coding region runs from base 134 to 475 and encodes 113 amino acids. The transcript has 2 exons. The record is from RefSeq and is a predicted model, not a curated record.